This is a messenger RNA of Parnassius apollo (apollo), 1008 nucleotides long. The record is from the annotation of a GenBank genome assembly. Lineage: Eukaryota; Metazoa; Arthropoda; Insecta; Lepidoptera; Papilionidae.
AUGUGUGUUUUUCGCUCCAUUAUCAUUGUUGCGGUUUUAACGAGUGUUAAUUGUAAUUGGGGACCUUUCCAAGCGGUUUUGUACUCUGAUUAUAUCACUUGUAAUCACAAUAAAACAUUCGAGUUCGAUGUCAGCGAAACAGUUGUGUACUUUUAUGAUUUCAAAAACAAUUUCAACGCCAGUUUUAAGAUAGACAAAGCAUCCAAUGGUUUAACAGAUUUUUAUAAUUUGGACGUCACAAGGAAACUUAUAUUCUUCGUUCCUGGAUACAAAUCUCACAUUUAUAAGAAUACAGAGGAAACCAUACGGCAGACGUUUAAAGAUGUUCCCAAUACAUAUCUUAUUAUAAUAGACCAUUCAGCGUACACAUCUGUUAAAGGCAGCGGGCGAAAAGACACCUACGAGAGGUCAGUGAUGUAUGCUUAUUCAUUAGGAAAAGCAUUGGGAAAAUUGCUAGUGGAUAUCCACGGUAAAGGAUAUCCAUCAAGUAAGAUCCAUUGUAUUGGCCACAGCUUGGGAGCACAGAUGCUUGGCUAUGCUGGAACAACAUAUAUAAAUAAAACAUCGGAGAAAAUUUGGAGGAUCACGGGUAUCGACCCAGCGGGACCCUGCUUUUCUAACAGUUUCAUCGAAGAUCAGAUCAGAUCCGGUGUGGCUGAGUACGUUGAAGUGUACCAUUGCAAUGCUGGAGGUCUAGGAACAACCGCUGUUCUGGCCGAUAUAGAUAUCUUUCUUAACAAAGGCAGAAAACAGCCAGAUUGCCACGAAGGUUACAUACCAGCUUACGGGGAGUCACAGGCUGCUAAAUGUAGUCAUAAAGCAUGCGUGAAAUACUGGGCAGAGACUGUGCACCAUCCUGGUUGGUAUUUAGCAUGGGCCUGCGAUUCGUAUAAAGAUUUCUCUAAAGGCAAAUGCGCUGGAAACGAAGUAACAAUUGCUGGUUACUCCAAUCCGGGGAAUGCGACCGGAGUGUUUUAUGUAUCCACUGAUGCUUAUGAGACUAAUUAA